This is a messenger RNA of Striga asiatica, 636 nucleotides long. The record is from the annotation of a GenBank genome assembly. Lineage: Eukaryota; Viridiplantae; Streptophyta; Magnoliopsida; Lamiales; Orobanchaceae.
AUGAAAAAUAAACCCUAUGCCCGAUCCUACAUAAUAGCGAACAGUUUCAGCAUUCACAAGAUCAGACGCCGCGGCGCGAAGCCUGCCGCCGCGCGGCGCAACGGUGGUCACGGCGUGAGGAGAGAAGUGCAGCGGCGUGAAGAGAGAGUUCGUAGCGGCGCGGGGGGUCUGACACGGCGCGGCGGCAAUCUCGUAGCGGCGCUAGGGUUCUGCACGGCACGAGGGCUGGAAGGACUUGGAGCCUCUCGGCGUGAGGGACGUAGCGGCGCGGCGAGAGAAACUUGUCCGUCUGAAGGCCCGUUAAGGGUGUCACGGCGCGAGGGCCCGGCGCGACGGAAGCCGAAAACUUUGGUGAAUCCAAUUAAACACCUGCUGGUCAGUGGUAUGCCCAAAAUUAAACAGGUGGGGACAGAGUUUUACGGGACGGGCACCAUUGUAACCCCAUUCCCAAAGCUCGAGAAUCUUACAUUCAACCAUAUUCCCGUGUGGCGAAAAUGGACCGGCCCCACUGGCAGCUCGUGCGGAAACAUUGAGUUCCCUAAUUUGCAAGGCCUCUCGUUUGUCAGAUGCGGGAAGCUGGCUGAAGUCUCUCCGCUGACCUUCCCUGCUCUUCGCACAUUGGACGUCGAGCAAUGA